Messenger RNA from Porites evermanni, 5781 nucleotides. The record is from the annotation of a GenBank genome assembly. NCBI's taxonomy places the organism in Eukaryota, Metazoa, Cnidaria, Anthozoa, Scleractinia, Poritidae.
UUUGUAUCUAAAUGGUUUAAUAGAUUUGCUUUACUUGAUAAUUUUGAAACAAGAACAAAACAUAUGGACGAACAGGAGGAGUUUGAACAAUAUGAAGAACACAUUAAAUGGCUUGAAUUGGCCAAAGAAGACAUCGCUACCUGGAUAAGCUGUGUGCAGACAGAGGCACAGACAGACCAACAGCGAAAGGUUAAGAAGUACAAAAUAAACAAAUAUAAUCAUACAACAUAACAAAAUCAAUCAUCUUUCCUUUAACGUACCGUAAAACGGGCGACAAAACCUUGCAACUUGUAAUGCAACUUUCCUGCAGAACGGUUCAAGUGAUGUUGCGCGUUUUACCACCCACGUUAAACCUGUCUUGCAGCAAAUCAGGAUGUUCCAUGUUGUGCAACUUUGUUGCAGAAAGUAGAGAGUGGUUCUACUUUUUGAAACAAAAUGUUCGGUACAUGUUGCGCGUUUUACUGCCCCAAGGCAACCGUUUUGGCAGCAAGUGACGUAACCACCGUGUAUGGCGUAACUCCCUCCCUUCCAAUCAGAAGUCAUGAUCAGUAUUUACGCAACUUACAGCAACCUAAUUCGUUGCAAGACAGGUUUGAACGUGAUUGCCGUGGUAAAACGCGCAACAUCGCUUCUCCAGUCGUUUUACGACAAUUUUUUCGAAACAAGUUGCACGUUUUUGAUGCCCAGUGUUUUACCAUUAGUUUCCGGUAUGCAAAGUGACUAGCCUGUAUUAACAGACGCCCCUCACACCCAAAAAAUUUUGUUGAGGGGAGGGGACGUCUGUACACAGGCUAAGUAGUGACCUAGUUGUUGACCUACCUACCGAUCUACCUUCCCACAAAAAGCUCCCCACCCACCCACUCACCUACCUACCGACCCACCCACCUACCUAACUACAUUGCACUGUACUAAGUGGCACUGUUUUCAUCGGAUUCAGAGAACGCAUCUUUUCUUGGUUCGUUUCUCCAACAUGCUUGGAAUGUCCUUGAACUGUACUGGUUGCGGUAUCACUUGGGACAGAGGAAAAGACUUCUGGGGUUGUCUUAAUUGCCCAAAUGUUAAUUUGUGCGGGAGCUGUAACCUGUGUGAGUAUUCAAAAAGUUAAAUCAAUUAUAUAUGCCGCUUACUGAGCGGCAAAUUUUCGCUAUUUUGUUAUAGCGCUGGAUUAGACCAUUUUCGAUGUAUUAAAAUUUAUACUUCACUGCGAAGCUUGGGGGAAUAAAACAAAAGAGUACUAUUCAUUACUGAGCCUCAAGAUGAUUUCUUCUGUUUUAUUCCCCCAAGCCUCGCAGCCAAGUAUGAAUUUUAAUAUAUCGGAAUUGGUCUAUUAUUCCUCAACACUGCGCCCUCUCUUUGGUUAUUUCGAGGUCACAUGACAUCUAACCUGUUCCCCGCAGAAAGCCUCUAAGCGAGCAAACAAAAUUUGUGUCGUCCGAAUUGACCAGAGACAUGAAAGUAUUUCAACAUGUGCGUCUUCAAAAAAGGGGCGCCCGAUAUUUUAUGAUCGUCGUCCUUAGCCAAUUAAAACAAAAGUCUUUUACAGUUACAAAGAGACAAGAUACAAAAAGACAAAACCGUAAUUCAUUCCAAAGAAAUACACUGAGGCCACUGCUCACAGAAAUUGUGAAUAUUAUAUGUGCAGUAAGUUCAAAUUUAUAUUACAUGUUAUCUGCUUGAGCAAAUAAGAGAUCAAUGUAAGAGGGAAAAAAAAACGAAGUUUAGAAAAAUAACGUCAUCGUGAAUAUACCCUCUGAUAAUUUAUCCAUGUUUUUGUUCCGCAGGUGGAGUGAACCCUGAUGGCCAUUCAGAAACUCACGAUGCUGUUUAUCUAAGGUAAACAACUCUGCCUCGUUCCUAGUUCCAUGCAGAGGGAGCAGAGGAGGCUAGAGAUUCCAACCCUCCUGUUUUCGCUUAAUAUUCACCCGGUUUUUGAAACUCUUCCUAGCCAAAGAAAAACAUUGUUUUCUUUGUUUAACCAGUCUUUUUUAGCACGAAUCUUUGCCGUUUUUCUGUGGUUUCUCAGCCAUUUUUACCAUUUUGGUAUCCAAGCAUGAGCCUGCGAUCACUUUGGGCUCGGUAAUGCACUGAUGUGAUAGGGACCAAUUCGCCUUAUUAGCUUCCACUGUCUGUUAAAAACGCCACUAUUUUCCAUUGACUGUGAUCUCAAAAUGCAGGAAAUGGUAUCUUAGAGAAAAGUAUCUUAAAAAUUUUCCGCGGUAGCAUGCCCCUGGACCCCCUAGUGGCUCGCGCCUUCGGCCCUCGUGGGUGCAGCUGUACCGCUUUACAAACCCCCCGUUAUUCACAUCUUUGCAUGCGUUUAAGGACGUGUAUAGUAAAAUGCGUCUUUUCCAAACAAUCUAUGCAGAGUAAUCUCUGGAUAAAUAGUCCACGUCCUUUUUUAAGACGCUCCAAAGCCGUGGCAAUAGUUGAGAAUCUAACAAAAAUAUAUAAAAAAAGUAAAUAAAUAAUAAUAAAUAACUCAGAACAUCUAUAUAUAUAUUUUUAUCUGUCUAGUAUAUUUUUGAUCGAAUUAAUCUAAACAUGUUGGUAUUUGAGGAGAGAGGUAACCUCUUGGAGCGACUCUUGGAGCAUGGAAGAAACCCAACGACAAAUCAAACUCGAUCAAAAAUACGGCACCAGGAUUCGAACCCAGGCUCAACUAAUUCCUAAACCACAGUUUAUUGGAUAGCUGGCUCAGUAUUUGGUGAACAUCAAUGUAAAAGAAAGGUAAAAUUCUUUAUUUUUCAGAGUCUGGUGUGAUGGUUGUGGUGGUUGUAUAGUUGGAACACGUUAUCAUUGCAGUGAGUGCAAGGAGAUGAAUCUGUGCACUGGGUGCCAUUUCUCUGGAAAGUUCCCGGAAAGGUAAAUAGACUGAAAUGCGUCUGUAGUUUCCCUCUUUCCUUCCUCACGAACGUAAGAGGUAACACGGAACCAAUCAUAAAAAAGAACUUUCUAGUAAACUUGACGUGACAUAUGGAAAGAAAAAGCUGCCGCCACUAUGGUUUCUUUUUAAAGACUUUUGUUAAACUGCAACCUUCUGUAAAGGCGAAACUGUACUUCGAUACCUCUAGUCACGAAAGACUAAAAUCUACCUGAGCAACAAAAAAGUCGAUCAGCAUCGAUGUAUACUCAAAGUUUUGGCCUUUUAACGAAGCACUAAAGAACGUAUCGCCAUUGCCCACAAUUUCGCAUGCAAGAAACACAGUGGUACUUCGAUAUGGCCCAGGGGUGGGAAAAAAUGUGUUCGAAAUAUCACGAGGUUUCAUUGUAUCGAGGUCCUUUUCUAUCUACUUUACUAUUACUGGAACGAAAGAUAUCUUUCUCUAUUAGAAACUGAAUCAUUGGAUAAUGCAAUUCUAGAGCUCUGAUUGGCUUAGGUAUAUGAGCCAUUACACCAUGCUCUCCAAAUAUGGUAACUGUACGCGUCUACUCAAAUUUUAAAAAAAAGCUGGAAAUCGGUUGUUUUUACAAAUAAAGUCGGGAAGAAUUCUCGAUAUUUAGUGGGCGUUUUUGAUAAAACAAUUAUUCCACUCGCGCUUGUUGGAUAUGAGAUGAUUAUGGCUAUCUACCAUCUCUUAUCCAACGCGCACUUUAUUGUUAAUUAUACCGAGGACUUCAUUACAUAGGGGUUAGUUUUAUGGAGGCCUCCGCCGUAACCAGAGUUUGCUGUCUCCAAGUAAGCUUUCACUCGCCCCAUCUAAGGGCAUUCAAGAUAGUCUUGCAUUCUGGAUUCCAGGCACUGGAAUCCGGAUUCUUUGUCAGUGGAAAUUAGAUUCUGGAUUCUAAUCGUUAGUAGGAUUCCGGAUUCCUUGAGCUGUAUUCCGGAAUCCAAAGUCCAGGAUUCCGGAUUCCAAAAGAAAAAAUUCUCCGGGUUCCUGAUUCCCUUACAUGAAGUGAUCGCAGUCAACCAAGUAACCCUCUCAAGCAGAAGCGAAAGCAAAGGGCAGGGAAAGAAAGGAAAAGUUGGAUUUUGUCAUUGUCUUGCUUAGCGCGUCACUCUACAAUCAUGACAUUGAACUAACCCGUUUGAUAUUGUUUUUCCUAGGCAUAUUGGUACUCAUAACGUGACGAAAUAUUCUGUUUUAGCAACAGGUAAUAAUCGUUAUAGAAACAGUAAAAAAAUUGUUUUAUUAAGAUUCAGACAGUUAAGUUAAAAGCAGCCUGCAUGGCAGGCGUAAAAAGUUGGAAGGGGGAGCCGGGGGGAGGGGGAGGGGGAAAGCGCGAGCGCGUCCCGUCAUAAGCCAUAUUCAAGUAAGGUUAGUCUUUAUAAACGACUCAAAAGCUUUAAAAGGCAGACGGAUUUUCUGUUCCUUCAGGAACGAAGAACACCGACGAACAACAAGAGCUACAGCAUUAUGAAGAAAACAUGAAAUGGGUUGAGGACGCCAAAAAGGAUUUUAACGCCUGGCGCAGUGGAGUGUGGAAGAAAGUUGUGACAAACCAUCACUUACGGGUUAGCUGCUUUUAUUCCCUUCUGUAACUCUACUUGAACAAGAAGAAACGGAUAACUCCUUUAUCCAAGACCUGGUUCAGAAGUCCAAAGAAGUUAGCUAGAACUGAGCGUGCAGAGAAAAACUUGACAAAGCCAUGUCUACUUAUUCAGCGGCUGAAGAUGAUAAGCUAAACGUAAUAACACCGUUUGAGGCAUAUAAAAAUUUCCAGCAGCAAAUGCAAUGGAUAGCUAGGAUUUUUAUCUUAUUUUCAAUAUCUUUUGCGCAGCAGAGUAAACAGAAAUUCCGGCGAAUAAAAUUGUCACCAAGCUAGCUUGGCUCAUUCAGACUUUAAAUUAAUGUCAUUUGUUUCCAUAUGACUGAUGAAUCAUGGAAACAAUAAUAGAGGUUAAGUUUGUUUGUUUUCGUUCCUUUCCGACAGAGAGUGUUACUGUUUUUGGCGCGGUUCUCUCACGUCAUCGGCGGCACCAAAAUCUGCGACGGAUGUGGAACGGACCUUGUGAAAGGCACCAGACAAUUUUUCUGUCUUACCUGCUUGAAAGUUAUUUUGUGCAACUCCUGUCACGAAUGUGAGUGUUUAUAAAUGCAGUGAAACAAAAUUUUAACUGUUAGUAGUGAGACAAGCCCUAACAGUUAGUCUGAAGUUAGGUUUGGAAGUUGUACUAAACGACGGAAAUUAAGGGAUGAUGGAAACUGGCCAAACCUAGCAGGCUGAGUUGAAAAGCUUUCCUUUGCCAGUCAAAUAUUUAAGCUCAGUCAGCUUCAGAAUAGCAAUCCUCUCUCUGACCCAGUUACAUUGUAUGACACAAGACAAGCUAGCCGAACUCUUAACAUCGUAAAAGGCCAUGGUAUGUAUUGAUUACGGGGCUAAUAAACGGGAAGGUUCAUUCCCGAAACAUUCCUCCUACACAUAUCGCCCCAUGGAAGAGAAUCCAAGACAGUCCGGCUCGGAUUCUGUAUUCCACGCCGUGGAUUCCGGAUUUCAGGUACUUGAUUCCAGUCUUUUCCAGUGGAACUUGGAUUUUGGAUUCCAAUCUUUAGUAUGAUUCCGGAUUCUUUGAGCUGUAUUCCGGAUUCCAAAGCCCAGGAUUCCAGAUUCCACUAGCAAAAAUUUCCCGGAUUCCGGAAUCGGGAUUUCCUUACAUGGGACGACACAUAGGAUUUACAUAUUUUCUAGAUGCAUAAAUCAUAUUAGGUUCGAAACUAACAUGGUGACGGAUACUUGGUUAACGUUAGUUUGCUUAUUCUCUAAAUUUUUUGUUGCUCAACAGCUGGAGAGAAACCUGAACGCCACUUAAAAACUCAUGAUAUUCUAGGAAUGAGGUGGGUC